GCCAGACAAGCCAGCUGUGGAAACCCAGUUGGGCUUGGAGCAGAGGAAAGGGGCCCACCCCAUUCUUCUGCCCCAUUUCCCUGGUGUGGCAUUUGGGGGACUCCUGGAAGAGACCCCUGGCCAACUUCCCUUCUGGGCAGACUGAGAAACUGAGGAGCUGAGUCCCCUGCUUGCCCACUUCACGGGCCAAAGCCUCAGUGACCUGCUCAGGACUCUAGCUCCGUGAAGAUGCCGGCAGCUCGUCGGUUCCCUGGCCUAGAGCUCUCCUUCCCUCUCCUGGCCAGACUGCGGCGACGUCUGUACACAAGGCUGGGGAGCAGCAGCAUGCAGCCAGAGGAGGGUACAGGCUGGCUGCUGGAGCUGCUGUCCGAGGUGCAGCUACAACAGUACUUUCUGAGGCUCCGUGAUGACCUCAACAUUACCCGCCUGUCCCACUUUGAGUAUGUCAAGAAUGAGGACCUGGAGAAGAUUGGCAUGGGCCGGCCUGGCCAGCGGCGGCUGUGGGAGGCUGUGAAGAGGAGGAAGGCCAUGUGCAAACGCAAAUCAUGGAUGAGCAAGGUGUUCAGUGGAAAGCGGCUGGAGGCUGAGUUCCCCCCUCAUCACUCUCAGAGCACCUUCCGGAAGACCUCACCUACCCCAGGGGGCCCAGCAGGGGAGGGGCCCCUGCAGAGCCUCACCUGCCUCAUCGGAGAGAAGGACCUGCGCCUCUUGGAGAAGCUGGGAGAUGGUUCCUUUGGUGUGGUGCGAAGGGGCGAGUGGGACGCCCCCUCGGGGAAGACGGUGAGUGUGGCUGUGAAAUGCCUGAAGCCUGAUGUGCUGAGCCAGCCAGAGGCUAUGGACGACUUCAUCCGGGAGGUCAAUGCCAUGCACUCGCUUGACCACCGAAACCUCAUUCGCCUCUAUGGUGUGGUGCUUACGCCGCCCAUGAAGAUGGUGACAGAACUGGCACCUCUGGGAUCGUUGUUGGACCGGCUACGUAAGCACCAGGGCCACUUCCUCCUGGGGACUCUGAGCCGCUAUGCUGUGCAGGUGGCUGAGGGCAUGGGCUACCUGGAGUCCAAGCGCUUUAUUCACCGUGACCUGGCUGCCCGAAAUCUGCUGUUGGCUACCCGUGACCUGGUCAAGAUCGGGGACUUUGGGCUGAUGCGAGCACUACCCCAGAAUGACGACCACUAUGUCAUGCAGGAACAUCGCAAGGUGCCCUUUGCCUGGUGUGCCCCCGAGAGCCUGAAGACACGCACCUUCUCCCAUGCCAGUGACACCUGGAUGUUUGGGGUAACGUUGUGGGAGAUGUUCACCUAUGGCCAGGAGCCCUGGAUUGGCCUCAAUGGCAGUCAGAUCCUGCAUAAGAUUGAUAAGGAGGGGGAGCGUCUGCCCCGGCCUGAGGACUGUCCCCAAGACAUCUACAAUGUCAUGGUCCAGUGCUGGGCUCAUAAGCCGGAGGACAGACCCACGUUUGUGGCCCUGCGGGACUUCUUGCUGGAGGCACAGCCCACUGACAUGCGGGCCCUUCAGGACUUUGAAGAACCAGACAAGCUGCACAUACAGAUGAACGAUGUCAUCACUGUCAUUGAGGGAAGGGCUGAGAACUACUGGUGGCGUGGGCAGAACACGCGGACGCUGUGUGUGGGGCCUUUCCCUCGCAACGUGGUGACCUCCGUGGCUGGCCUGUCUGCCCAGGACAUCAGCCAGCCCCUGCAGAAUAGCUUCAUCCACACAGGGCAUGGCGACAGUGACCCCCGCCACUGCUGGGGCUUCCCCGACAGGAUCGAUGAGCUGUACCUGGGAAACCCUAUGGACCCUCCCGACCUUCUAAGCGUGGAAAUGAGCACUUCCCAACCUGCCCAGCAUCUAGGAAGGCUGAAAAGGGAGCCUCCGCCUCGCCCUCCUCAGCCUGCCAUCUUCACUCAGAAACCUGCCUAUGACCCUGUGAGUGAGGACCAAGACCCCCUGUCCAGCGACUUCAAGAGACUGGGCCUGCGGAAGCCAGGCUUGCCCCGAGGGCUGUGGCUAGCGAAGCCCUCGGCCCGGGUGCCAGGCACCAAGGCAGGUCGUGGCAGUGGGGGUGAGGUCACCCUUAUUGACUUUGGCGAGGAGCCCCUGCUCUCGGCCCCACAGCCCUGCACGCCCUCCCUGGCACAGCUUGCCAUGGAUGCCUGCUCCUUGCUGGACAAGACCCCGCCACAGAGCCCCACACGGGCACUGCCCCGGCCCCUUCAUCCCACACCUGUGGUGGAUUGGGAUGCGCGCCCGCUGCCCCCACCCCCUGCCUAUGACGAUGUGGCCCAAGACGAGGAUGACUUCGAGGUCUGCUCCAUCACCAGCACCCUGAUGGGUGUGGGGCUCUCUGCUGGGCCAAGCCAGGGCGAGACCAAUUACGCCUUUGUGCCUGAGCAGGUGCGGCUCCCCCCUACCCUAGAGGACAACCUGUUCCUCCCGCCCCAGGGUGGGAGCAAGCCGCCCAGCUCUGCCCAGACUGCAGAGAUCUUCCAGGCACUGCAGCAGGAGUGCAUGCGGCAGCUGCAGGUCCCUGCUGGCUCACUGGCCCCCUCACCCAGCCUGGUGGGUGAUGACAAGCCCCAGGUGCCCCCCCGGGUACCCAUCCCCCCUCGGCCCACACGCCCACGUGUUGAGCUGUCUCCAGCCCCCUCAGGUGAGGAGGAGAUGGGCCUGUGGCCUGGACCUGCCUCCCCUCCCAGGGUGCCUCCCCGGGAGCCCCUGUCCUCUCAAGGCUCGAGGACCCCCAGUCCCCUGGUGCCACUGGGCAGCUCCCCACUUCCACUCCGGCUCUCAAGCUCACCUGGGAAGACCAUGCCCACCACCCAAAGCUUUGCCUCAGACCCCAAGUAUGCCACACCCCAGGUGAUCCAGGCACCUGGCCCACGGGCUGGUCCCUGCAUCCUGCCCAUCGUCCGCGAUGGGAAGAAGGUCAGCAACACCCACUACUACCUGCUGCCUGAGCGCCCACCUUACCUGGAGCGCUACCAGCGCUUCCUGCGUGAGGGCCAGAGCCCGGAGGAGCCAGCACCUCUGCCCGUGCCCUUGCUGCUGCCCCCACCCAGCCCCCCAGCCCCUGCUGCCCCCAUGGCCGCAGUUCGACCAAUGCCCCAGGCUGCCCCAGACCCCAAGGCCAACUUCUCCACCAACAACAGCAACCUAGGGGCCCGGCCACCAGCACUGAGGGCCACUGCUCGGCUGUCACAGAGGGGCUUCCCUGGGGAUGGGCCAGAAGCUGGACGGCCAGCAGACAAGAUCCAAUUGCUGCAGGCCAUGGUGCAUGGGGUGACCACAGAGGAGUGCCAGGCGGCCCUGCAGAGCCACGGCUGGAGUAUGCAGAGGGCUGCCCAGUAUCUGAAGGUGGAGCAACUCUUUGGGCUGGGUCUGCGGCCACGGGGGGAGUGCCUCAAAGUGCUGGAGAUGUUUGACUGGAACCUGGAGCAAGCCGGCUGCCACCUUCUGGGCUCCUGUGGCCCUGCCCACCACAAGCGCUGAGAUGCAUCUGGAGAGCUGAAGGGUCUGCCCUGAAGGAAUCACUUGAGCCUGUCCAUCUGUCAAGGGUGGAGAGACACCCCUACCCAGGCCUGGAGGACCUGCUGCUACCAGCUGCUCCCAGUAGACAGAGCGAGGCCAAGGCAGCAGGAGGCUGGGAGCCCUGCCUUGCCUGUCCCUCCCUCACCUAGUGCUGUCCCCGCACACUUUGUUUCAGCCCUCGGUGCCCCAGCCAAGAUGUGGGAAGGAGACUGUGAAGGCAGGCCCUGUGUAUGACCUGCCUCUGGCUCUAGUCCUUCGCUGGGCCUGUGGCUGUAGUGGUGCCCCCAGGCCCUGCCCAGGGGGAUCAAACUGAGAGGAAGCUGGGCUUGACGUGUGCAGGGAGGAUGUGUUGGCCACACAGAAAGGUGGACCAGCACCUGGCGGGCCCUCCUCAGGGCUAUGCCCUUUUCCAGGGAGCCACUGGCAGGCAGUUGGGUUGUUGGACAGAAUGUGACUUGCUGCCUUGCCAUAAACACGUUAUGGGACUUGGCUGGUCUUACGAUCUUAUGCCUGGAAAUAGCCUGAGGUGGCUCAGAAAGCAGAGAAAGGGUGCCAGAUCAUUCUCUGGCAGGGACCAGGGCCCAAGGCCCCAGGGUUGGAAGGAGACCAAGGGGGCAGCAGCCCUGGAGAGACACCAAUACUUCCUCUUCUCUUCCCCUUCUGCUGUUCUGUGUUUUCCCACCAGCUUCUGUCACCAAAGUUGUUGCCCCAGCUAUCAAUACCUGCUUCUUCCAGAUAAAUAAAGUUAGUUUCUAUUUUAUGUUA
Messenger RNA from Galeopterus variegatus (Sunda flying lemur), 4296 nucleotides. It is a transcript of the gene TNK2, whose product is annotated as tyrosine kinase, non-receptor, 2. The transcript has 16 exons. The coding region runs from base 229 to 3492 and encodes 1087 amino acids. Gene Ontology annotation, biological process: signal transduction; negative regulation of epidermal growth factor receptor signaling pathway; regulation of keratinocyte differentiation. NCBI's taxonomy places the organism in Eukaryota, Metazoa, Chordata, Mammalia, Dermoptera, Cynocephalidae. Gene Ontology annotation, cellular component: extrinsic component of cytoplasmic side of plasma membrane. Gene Ontology annotation, molecular function: ATP binding; protein tyrosine kinase activity; protein serine/threonine/tyrosine kinase activity. The record is from RefSeq and is a predicted model, not a curated record.